This is a messenger RNA of Perkinsus marinus ATCC 50983, 330 nucleotides long. RefSeq lists its product as hypothetical. Bases 1 to 330 code for a protein of 109 amino acids. The record is from RefSeq and is a predicted model, not a curated record. NCBI's taxonomy places the organism in Eukaryota, Perkinsozoa, Perkinsida, Perkinsidae. The transcript has a single exon.
AUGGUUGACGAUUUGGACAAAGCUACUACUAAGGUGGUCGAAGUGGUUUCAGAGGGUCGUAUUUUGAAGCCGGAAGAUGUCUUGGCCAUGAUCGAUGACGUUGAUUAUUAUGCAGAGGCCGAGCUUGUGUCCAAAAUGGUCGAGGAAACCAAGAAGAAGGGUAUGGACUUUGCUGUUCACUGUAUGGCUUCUGGUAUUAAGAUAGAUGCUUCUGGUGAAGGGUCUAACCCUGUUAUUGAAGAGAUAAGGGAUUCCGUUUGGACGGCUAACGUCGACUUUGCUAAACUGACGAAGACGGUUACGUUUAAUCCUUUAAGGAUUAAACUUUAA